This is a messenger RNA of Spodoptera exigua (beet armyworm), 1051 nucleotides long. Lineage: Eukaryota; Metazoa; Arthropoda; Insecta; Lepidoptera; Noctuidae. The record is from the annotation of a GenBank genome assembly.
UUUUUAUAAGGAUACAGAGUUUUAUAUCAUUGCCAUUAGUUGGAUUUCCCCUGACGAUGAAGUUUCUAGUUGCACUUUUUGUUUUUGGCGCCAUUGUUCACGCGGAAGAUGUCCAAUUUUCUGGACAGAGUCUCGCUUACGGGUAUAUACAAAAUAUAGGAAUCCCAGAAGCGGAGAGAAUUCGGGAAGCUGAAAAAUUAGGAGCAUCAAGAAUAAUUGGAGGGGUGCCAGCUGCUCUUGGACAAUACCCGUUCCAGGCUGGAAUUCUUGGUGACGUCACCGUGGCGGGUAAUCCAGCUACUAGUGUUUGUGGUGGAUCUCUUAUAUCAGCCAGUCGUGUUUUAACAGCAGCUCACUGCUGGUUUGACGGUCAAGUACAAGCUUGGAGGCUUACAGUAGUCCUCGGUUCAGUUCUUCUGUUCAGUGGUGGUACUAGAAUACAGACUAGUGCAGUCGCCACUCAUCCCAACUUUAGCCCAGCUUUAGCACGCAAUGAUGUAGCUGUCGUUUAUUUCUCUAAUUCUGUAUCUCUAUCAGCCAAUAUUGCACCUGUAGCACUUCCUAGUGGAUCUCAACUUUUUGAGUCAUUUGUGGGAGAGAGGGCAAUAGCUGUUGGUUUUGGUGUAACUAGCAAUGAUGGUAGCAUCGGCUCGAACCAGAAUCUAAACCACGUCAGUUUGAGCGUGAUCUCAAACAGCGAGUGCAAUUGGGUGUACCCUCUAGUCUUGCAGUCUUCUAACAUCUGCACCAGUGGUCUUGGUACUGUAGGGAUAUGUGGCGGAGACAGCGGUGGACCUCUCGUCAUCACCAGGGACAAUAGACAUGUCUUGAUUGGUGUAACAUCUUUCCGCCACGGACUUGGCUGCGACAGCAGUAUGCCAAGUGCUUACGCCCGUGUCACAUCGUUUAUGGACUUCAUCAACCGUCACAUUUAAUCAACAACAUUAAAAUCAAUAAUAAAAAUCUUGUUUUAUUUUUAAUUGAAUUUUAUUGUUCUUAAUUCAAUUUAAUAAAAUAAUAAUAAGUAUAUUUAUGGCUUUUAUUGGAUUUG